This is a messenger RNA of Trichoplax adhaerens, 867 nucleotides long. RefSeq lists its product as uncharacterized. The transcript has a single exon. NCBI's taxonomy places the organism in Eukaryota, Metazoa, Placozoa, Uniplacotomia, Trichoplacea, Trichoplacidae. Gene Ontology annotation, molecular function: oxidoreductase activity. Bases 1 to 867 code for a protein of 288 amino acids. The record is from RefSeq and is a predicted model, not a curated record.
AUGGUCAAGGUAGUUUUAAUCACAGGAUGUUCUACUGGAAUUGGCUUGGCUUUAGCUGCACGAUUAGCCAAUAGUCCAGGAGCUGAGUAUAAGGUAUAUGCAACGAUGAGAGAUGUUGGCAAACAAGGUCCACUAGUGCAAGCGGCAGAAAAUUCCAUCAAUAAAACUCUUUUAAUUAGGAAAUUAGAUGUUUGUCAGGCUAAUCAAGUAGAAGAAAUUAUGAAAGAGAUAUUAGACACGGAAGGCAAAAUUGAUAUUUUAGUCAAUAAUGCAGCGUUUGGCCUAGUUUGUGCUUUUGAGAAUAUGCCCAUGGAAAUUGCUCAAAAUAUGAUGGAUACCAAUUUUUUCGGAUGCAUGCGCUCCAUGCAAGCUUGCAUACCUGUCAUGAAAAAGCAAGGCUAUGGUCAGAUCAUUAAUGUGAGCAGUUGCUCUGGCAUAUUUGGUGUCCCAUUCUUAGGGUUAUACAGUGCUUCUAAGUUUGCGUUAGAAGGUCUUAGUGAAUCCUUAGCUCCGGAAUUAAACGCUUUUGGUAUUAAUAUAAGUUUAAUCGAGCCUGGACCAGUUAAUACACCAUUUAUUGAUACCUGGGUCAAUAUUCGACAAAAUUUGAAUGAGCAAGUCGAUCAAAGAACUGGCCAGAUGGUAGAUACUGUCGCUCAGACUAUAAUUAAUCGGCCAAUGGAUGCUAGACAAUCUGCAGAUGGAGUAGUUGACGUUAUUAUGAAAUGUAUACGUGAUGAAAAGCCAUUAUUGAGAUACCCUACUGCGGAGAGUGUGACCAAUUUAAAUAAGCGAAAAUUAGUUGAUCCAACCGGUCAAACCGUUUUGGAUGUUACGAGAGGAUUUUACCCAAUAUUCGAUCAAUAA